AUGGCUGCUCGACUAUCAAUGUGCACCAAAGAAGAACAAAGAGCUGUGAUCCUAUUUCUCUGGUCGGAAGGUGUGUCAGGUUCUGAAAUUCAUCGGAGACGUUUAGCACAAUAUGGGGACAGUGCACUACUGCGUAGCAGUGUGUAUGAGUGGAUCGAGAUGUUUAAAAGUGGCCGGACAAGUGUGAUGCAUGAAGACGGAGCAGGACGGCUGUUAACCUCUACCGCUGACGAAAAGAUUCACCAAGCUCGAGUGAUGGUAAUGGUGAACCAGCGAGUUAUCAUCAAUGAGGUAGCUCGGUUUUUGCAGAUUAGUCAUAGUUCUGCCUAUCAAAUCAUCCACGAUAUGUUUGGCUUCCAUAAAGUCUGUGCAAGAUGGGUGUCAAGAAAGCUUACUGCAGGGCACAAACGCAAACGUCUUAAAGUCUACAAACGUUUACUCGGUCGCUACAACAAUGGGGGCAAGGAAUUUUUGAGCAGAAUAGUCACAAGAGAUGAAACGUGA
This is a messenger RNA of Octopus bimaculoides (California two-spot octopus), 504 nucleotides long. Its product is annotated as protein GVQW3-like. The record is from RefSeq and is a predicted model, not a curated record. Lineage: Eukaryota; Metazoa; Mollusca; Cephalopoda; Octopoda; Octopodidae.